Molecule: messenger RNA, 1665 nt
Organism: Panthera uncia (snow leopard)
Lineage: Eukaryota; Metazoa; Chordata; Mammalia; Carnivora; Felidae
Gene: SLC29A3
Product: solute carrier family 29 member 3
Exons: 6
Coding region: 72-1499 (475 amino acids)
Biological process (GO): nucleoside transmembrane transport
Cellular component (GO): plasma membrane; Golgi apparatus
Molecular function (GO): nucleoside transmembrane transporter activity
Source: RefSeq, a predicted model, not a curated record
CCCCGCCGAGCCCCUAGUCGCAGUGGCCGCGGCGGCCGGGGAGGCAGCGGCGGCGGCGGCGCGGCGGCGACAUGGCCAUGAUCUCAGAGGAUGACUUUCACCACAGUGCAAACGCCACCUACAGACCUGCAGGCAGCAAUCUCCGAGCUGACCAGGAAGCGCUCCUUGGGAAGCUGCUAGACCGCCCGCCACCCGGCCUGCAGAGGCCCAAGGACCGCUUCAACGGUACCUACAUCAUCUUCUUCAGCUUGGGCAUUGGUGGCCUACUGCCGUGGAACUUCUUUGUCACUGCCAAGGAGUACUGGCUAUUCAAACUCCGCAACUGCUCCAGCCCAACCGCAGGGGAGGAAGCCACGGGUUCGGACAUCUUGAACUACUUUGAGAGCUACCUGACCGUUGCCUCCACCGUUUCCUCCGUGCUGUGCCUCAUGGCGAACUUCCUGCUCGUCAACAGGGUUCCGAUUCGUGUCCGUGUGCUGGCCUCAUUGACCGUCAUGCUGGCCAUCUUCUUGCUGAUGACCGCGCUAGUGAAGGUGGACACCUCAUCCUGGACCAGUGGCUUCUUUGCUGUCACCAUUGUCUGCAUGGCAAUCCUCAGCGGCACGUCCACCGUCUUCAGUAGCAGUGUCUUCGGCAUGACUGGCUCCUUCCCCAUGAGGAAUUCCCAGGCGCUGAUAUCGGGAGGAGCCAUGGGGGGCACCAUCAGUGCCGUGGCCCUGCUGGUGGACCUGGCCGCGUCCAGCGAGGUGACGGACAGCACUCUGGCCUUCUUCCUGACCGCUGACGUGUUCCUGGGGCUGUGCGUGGGGCUCUGCCUGCUGCUGCCGCGGCUGGACUACGCCAGGUUCUACCUGAGGCCUGUCUGGCCGGCCUGUGUGUUUCCCAGUGAAGAGCAGCCACCCCAGGACCACCCCAGUGCCCCUUCGGCAGCCCCUGGAUCCGGCGAGUCCUCGAUCCCGCCCCUCCGCCCCAUCCUGAAGAAGACAGCCGGCCUGGGCUUCUGUAUCAUCUACCUCUUCUUCAUCACCGGCCUUGUCUUCCCCGCCAUCUCCACCAACAUCGAGUCCCUGGACAAGGACUCGGGCUCGCCGUGGACUACCACGUUCUUCGUCCCCCUCACCACCUUCCUCCUGUUUAACUUCGCUGACUUGUGUGGCCGGCAGGUCACGGCCUGGAUUCAGGCGCCAGGGCCCAGAAGUAAGGUGCUGCCCGGGCUGGUGCUCCUCCGGACCUGUCUCAUCCCCCUGUUCGUGUUCUGCAACUACCAGCCCCGCGUCCACCUGCACACCGUGGUCUUCCGGUCCGACCUCUACCCGGUGUUCUUCACCUCCCUGCUGGGGCUCAGCAAUGGCUACCUCAGCGCCCUGGCCCUCAUGUACGGGCCCAAGAUCGUGCCCAGGGAGCUGGCCGAGGCCACGGGGGUGGUGAUGUCCUUUUACGUGUGCGUGGGCUUAGUACUCGGCUCGGCCUGCUCUGCCCUGCUCGUGCACCUCAUCUAAAAAGGGGCGAUGGCAAGAACUUUGGUGCCGUGUGACCCUCGGGAGCCUCAGGGAGAUGGGGAGCGGGGGCCGGGCCGGGCUGGGGCAGCGUGCAGGACAGAGCUGCAGCUGGGCUCGCCUAGCCCUUUUCUAGCUGCUGGUUACAUUCCAUCUUGUUUCAUAGCCU